This is a messenger RNA of Coffea arabica (coffee), 1218 nucleotides long. RefSeq lists its product as uncharacterized. Lineage: Eukaryota; Viridiplantae; Streptophyta; Magnoliopsida; Gentianales; Rubiaceae. Gene Ontology annotation, molecular function: protein binding. The record is from RefSeq and is a predicted model, not a curated record.
UUUUUUCUUCGAUUAAUCCCGAAAUCCAAAAAUGUUUGCUGCUGCGAUUUCCAAGCGCAAAACCCAUUUGAGGUUUCAACAUUGUUACGCCACUAUUACUGUUCCAGUUGCCGCAGACCUUUUUCAUUCACCACUCUGCAGGGGUUCAGAAAAAUCCAUCUUGUUAAUUCUGUUAAAUCCAUCCCAAUAGGAGCCUUCUGGAUUUGGCCGUUCUUCCAAAUUCUGAGUUAUUAUGUUUCUAGUCAUCGUUCAAUUGCAACACAAACUUCUCCUUCUCAUGAUAUGCAUGAUAGAAUUUUGAAUGAAAUACUUUCCGAGUUGGAGAACUCUGCAAUUUCUUGUGAGAAAAUAUGUAUCUCCAAGAUUGAUAAGCUAUGUAGUGCUGGAGACCUUACAACUGCUGCUAGACUAUUGCGGUCUUUACGUGAGCAACGAAUCUUUCUUGGCCCUCGAGCAUAUAAUAUCCUUCUUCAAGCAGCAGGUGAACAAGAUGACACUGAUAUUCUAUUACACACUUUCAAGGAUUUAUUGGUAUUCUGUAAUUCUAUUAAGUCGGCUUCCUGUCAGAUCCUUGCCAAGGCUCUGGUUAAGGAAAGUGAUGAUGUUUUCUUGUUGAAAUUUGUCAGAGAAGUUUCAGAAUUGAUAAUUCCAAUAAGUGCAAUCACUUUGAACAGGAUCAUAUUUGCCUUUGGUGAGUUUAGACAGAUUGAUAAAGCUCUGAUAAUAUUCGAGGAAAUGAAGAAUCUGAAGUGUAAACCAGAUUUGGUUACAUAUAACACUAUUUUAGUGAUAUUGGGCCGGUGUGGUCAGGUAGAUGAUAUGCUUCAUAAGUUUGCUGAAAUGAAAGAGGCCAAUAUUGCUCCAGAUACUAUUUCUUAUAAUACCAUUAUAAAUAGUUUACGCAAAGUCGGUAGGCUUGAUUUAUGCUCAGCAUUUUUUAAAGAAAUGGGUGAAAGAGGAGUUCAACCUGAUUUGCAAACAUACACACCAUUGAUUGACAACUUUGGAAGGUCUGGGAACAUUGAGGAAGCACUGAGACUUUUUGAUGAGAUGAAGCACCGAAGAAUUCGCCCAUCGAUUUAUGUCUAUCGUUCGCUAAUUAGUAACUUAAACAAGAUGGGGAAGUUGAAGUUAGCUACAAAAUUUUCAAACGAGAUGGAUGCAUGUCUUUCAGGUCUUGUUGGUUCAAAGGACUUCAAAAGGAAAAGAGAUAAAUGA